UCGCAUUUUAUGCUUAACUUCUUACGAAUAUUUCACGGCUUAAGACGUCAGUUGCUUCCGUUCGUUCGCCACCACUUGCAGUUCGUUUGCCAUUUUCGCAACAAAACUUCGCGACUCGAGCAUAUUUACUUAAUUUUCUUUAAUUUACUUAAUUUUUAUUUUCCAAAUAAAUGUGUUAAUAAAAUUUCAGAAAAUAUUCUUUAUUCCUUUUUAUUUGAAUUGAUCGUGAAAUGUCAGUGGUUUAUUAUUGAGUUAAAAUUGGGGAAUUUUAAGCAGAGUACCUCAAAUAAAAACCAAACAUUGUUGAUAAUAUUAAUUGCUACAAGUUUCAAAAACUUUGAGUUGUGUAUGCUCCUUGAUUUCGAUUUGUAAUUCUUCAUCGCGCAACGGCUGAUGGACACGAGCAAAUUCGCCUAGCCACGACAGGCAACCAAGCGCGUCGAUUAAAAUUGCCCAAUACGCCGCGCCGAAGUGAACGAGUUAGACAAACUCACAAAUGCGGUUUUGGAAAAACUUCUGUAACAAUUAUAAGCGUAAGAACAACCUAAGAGACCAACAAAAAAAAAAAUCAAUAACAAAGCAUUGCUAACUGCACAAACAAAAAAAAAAGCAGCUGCAGAAGAUUACAUUUGUCAUCACCGCGGCAACGUACAUAAUUACCACAAUAACAUAAACCACAAGUGCAGCUAACGUUUAGCGGGUAGAAACAAAAGCAAGCGUUACUGGUAGCUAGCGGUACACAAACUGAGGUACUUAUGUUCUUGCAACGGCCGCAAAUGACACUAAACACGUUGCAGCUGCCGCUGGCAUUGUCACUGUUGCUCAUGUGUCACGGUGCCUGGGCAAACAGAACGACAAAUGCAGCCGGAGCAGCUGCCAAUGUAGCCGAUGCUUUAAAAGCCAACGCGACGCCAACAUCUGUACCGUUGUUAGCUGUACCUUUAGUUUCGUCAUCGGAAGCUACACUUCUAACUACGCAGCGCCUAUUUCCGCCAUCAACGUCAUCAUCUUCGCCUUCAAGGUUGGGCCGAGCGCGUCGCCGCUUUAAUGACGACGAAGUGGCGGACGUAGAAUUGACGCCACCACAUAAGGCCACUACUGCCGAUAUCAAAGCAUCUACUAUCGCUAAAACCGGGCGCAAUCUUGGCAAUUUGCCAAAAAAACGUUACAAAGUAGUGGCGGUGCAUACAAAUUGUACGCGCGACCUCUUCUCGAUGCGCAUCGACUUGAAUCGAGAUUUUCGUGGUCUUGUCUACGCCAAGGAUUUUCCAUUGGAGUGCAGUGCGCGCGGUAGUGCACAUCAAAAUGUCACAUUGCGACUACCCACAUCCGGUUGUGGAGUGCGCGCCGAGCCGCGCGCGGAUGGGGUAAUGGAGUUGUCCGUACGGGUGAUGCUACAAAUGGAGCAAAAGUUGCGUCAGAGUUCGGAUAUAUUGCGUACAGUGCGUUGCAAGCUGCAGCCAACGGCAAUGGGCAUGAUGGUGGGGCCAGUUGCGAGCUUGGCGGGAAAACGUGUAAGGAUCAAAGCGGAUCAACAGCGAAAAGUAGCUCAGAAUUACAGAAAUGGACGCAUGCGCAUGCUCGAUGCGUCACACAACAAUAAAGACAACACAAAUGCCGUUGCAGCAGCUGGCAAUGAAGAUUUCACCAAUGUGCCGCAAACGGAUGCGUCUACCAUUGAAUCGCAAACAUUGAAAGAACACGAACAUAAAAAAGUAGAAGCCGAAGGCGAAGAAGAAGAAGAAGGCCAACAUGAACAGGAAGCAUAUGCGACCUCCAAACCUCCGGAGUCAACAGCUACAGCGGUGCUUGAAAGCGCCGACGGUAGCAGUGGCGCCUCCAAUAGCACACCAAGCAGCAAUGCCACACCACGCGUGCGGAUUUGGCUCGAACUGGGGGGCCUUGACGGUUCCGGCGCAGUGGAAGUUGGCCAAGCCACAACAUUGACCGUGCGCGCCAUAGUGCCAGGCUCGAUGGGUGUGCGUGUGGUGGACUGUGCGGCGCUCGAUGGGCUGGGUGAAUCGAAGCAGCAGCUGCUGGACGAGCGCGGCUGCACAAUAGAUGAGCAGGUCAUGCCGCCGUUGAAUAAACAUUUCAAACCACUCGACGAGGGCUGGUCAAAACAACAACCGGACGACUUGAUGGAGAAAACAUUCACGGCCACGUUUCCAGCCUUCAAAUUUCCCGAUCGCGAACGCUUGCAUGUGAGUUGUGGCGUGCAACUUUGCAAAGGCAAAUGCCCGAACGUGAAUUGUCGCAGCUCGGAGCCGUUACAGCUGAGCGCUGAUAAGCAUUUGGCACGCAUCGAAGUCUUCAAUUCAUUGGCGGUGACGGCGCCGCAAAUAGAAGUGGACCGAUUGCGCUACGAUCGUCGCUAUAAUAUGAGUGCCGAAGAAUACCCGCCCCACAUUCGUCAAAUUCAUAGCGACGGCACCCUUUGUCUGUCCGUCUCCAAGUUAGCCAUCUCGUUCUGCGUGCUGGGCCUCAUCUUUCUGGUGGCCGUGAUUGUGGCAAUUUAUUCGCUGAUACGUGCGCGUCGUCGUUCCACGGGCAGUACUUGUGCGUUGACGCCGCCUAGCAGUGGGGCGGGCCAUGUGCAGCGUGCAGAGCUCUGCACAUCGAUGUUCUCAUCGAGCAGCGAAUCAGCGCAAUCGGCACGCUUUGGCAGCAAGCUGCUAAUGCCCUACUACCCGAAUACGUUGCCCUAUGGCAGGGUCUACUAAUUUUCUGAACUACACACGAAUAUAGGAGCUAUUUCUUUAAGUUUUUAGUUUUAAGCUUCUCAUUUCGCUCAUCAUCUAAAGACUGAUUUUUGUAAUUUUAUUCUUAGCGAAUGCUUUGAAAAAAAAACAAAGAAAAAAAUAGUAAUAAUACUAUCCGAAAAAAUUUGAUUUUCCAAACACCCAAUGCAAUAAUACUCUAACACUUUUUACUAUUAGGCAUUAAGUAGCUGUUACGAAAGAAAUUCGAAAACAUUUUAUAAACCAUUUGUUAAUGUGGAAAAUGUUUUUUGACUUUUCUUUCUAAAUAUUGGUUUAAGGUUAAUUAAUUUUGAAUAAAAUGUAGCAGAAAAGCGAAGUGAAAGCUAGCACUAGGAUAAGAACUUAUUUGUUUUUCAAGAAAUUACUUAUAAUACUCAAUUCAACAAAUGUUAUAUAACCAAAAAAUAUUUUUUUUUAAUUUUUAGAACUUCAAAGCUAAAGUCAUAUAAAUGACUGUUGGCAAAAAAUAUUUCCUAUAAAUGAAGAUUUAUUUUAAUAUUGAAAAACUAUAUCACAACAUUAGGAAAAGAUAAACACGAAAAAUAUAAAAUAAAGUUAAUUUGCUAGAAUGAAGCCCGAUAUUUAAAAAAUGUGAAAAGACUAAAAUUCAAAACAUAUCCACUCGUCCUAAAUUAUACGCUAUCAAGCAAGUAUUGGUGGCGGCUAUCGUGGUUCAAAUUAAAAAUAUUUAAAAUAUAAAUUUUUUUUUAUUAAAAAGUUCCUUAUUAAAAAUGAAUGUUGAAACAUUUUUCUAAACUAUAAAUUUGUAUUUUAAAUUUUGGAAAAAAAUACUUUCUAGUAAUUUAAUUCAUUAUAUAUGAACAACAUAGGUUUUCUUAAACAAAAUACACCCAAAGAGUUUUUCUUAUAUGCUUUAUUUUUACUUCACUGGUGUAGGUAUUUACAUAUAAUUUCUAAUUUGCUCUCUGAAAUAGUUAUUUUACAGGUUACUUACAACGAAAUAUAAUUUAUAACGAAGUAAAAGAAA
Molecule: messenger RNA, 3750 nt
Organism: Anastrepha ludens (Mexican fruit fly)
Lineage: Eukaryota; Metazoa; Arthropoda; Insecta; Diptera; Tephritidae
Gene: cyr
Exons: 7
Coding region: 756-2723 (655 amino acids)
Source: RefSeq, a predicted model, not a curated record